Molecule: messenger RNA, 1985 nt
Organism: Botrytis cinerea B05.10
Lineage: Eukaryota; Fungi; Ascomycota; Leotiomycetes; Helotiales; Sclerotiniaceae
Gene: BctubA
Product: BctubA
Exons: 7
Coding region: 142-1485 (447 amino acids)
Biological process (GO): microtubule cytoskeleton organization; mitotic cell cycle
Cellular component (GO): cytoplasm; microtubule
Molecular function (GO): GTP binding; structural constituent of cytoskeleton; GTPase activity
Source: RefSeq, a predicted model, not a curated record
GAACAACAAACUCCACUAUCCACAAGGACAUCUCAGCAAUCCUUAACCUCUUAAUACUUCUCUAUCCUCAACCUCGACUUCUCAAUACCCAAACUCCCAUAUCUCAAUACCUCAACACAAGAUCCUAAAUCAACCUUCAAAAUGCGUGAGAUUGUCCAUCUUCAAACCGGCCAAUGUGGUAACCAAAUUGGUGCUGCUUUCUGGCAAACUAUCUCUGGCGAGCACGGUCUUGACGGUUCCGGUGUCUAUAAUGGUACAUCCGAUCUCCAACUUGAGCGUAUGAACGUCUACUUCAACGAGGCUUCUGGCAACAAGUAUGUUCCCCGUGCCGUCCUCGUCGAUUUGGAGCCAGGUACCAUGGAUGCUGUCCGUGCCGGUCCUUUCGGUCAACUCUUCCGUCCCGACAACUUCGUUUUCGGUCAAUCUGGUGCUGGUAACAACUGGGCUAAGGGUCAUUACACUGAGGGUGCUGAGCUUGUCGACCAAGUUCUUGAUGUUGUCCGUCGUGAAGCUGAAGGCUGUGACUGCCUUCAAGGAUUCCAAAUUACCCACUCUCUCGGUGGUGGAACUGGUGCCGGUAUGGGUACGCUUUUGAUCUCCAAGAUCCGCGAGGAGUUCCCAGAUCGUAUGAUGGCUACCUUCUCCGUCGUCCCAUCGCCAAAGGUUUCCGAUACCGUUGUCGAGCCAUAUAACGCAACUCUCUCUGUCCAUCAAUUGGUUGAGAACUCUGACGCGACCUUCUGUAUCGAUAACGAGGCUCUUUACGAUAUUUGCAUGAGAACCUUGAAGCUCAGCAACCCAUCUUACGGAGAUCUUAACCACUUGGUUUCCGCCGUCAUGUCCGGUGUUACCACCUGUCUCCGUUUCCCUGGUCAACUUAACUCAGAUCUCCGAAAGUUGGCUGUUAACAUGGUUCCAUUCCCCCGUCUCCAUUUCUUCAUGGUUGGAUUUGCUCCUUUGACCAGUCGUGGCGCACACUCUUUCCGUGCUGUCACCGUUCCAGAGUUGACUCAACAAAUGUACGACCCUAAGAACAUGAUGGCCGCUUCCGAUUUCCGUAACGGUCGUUACUUGACAUGCUCUGCCAUUUUCCGUGGUAAGGUUUCCAUGAAGGAGGUUGAGGACCAAAUGCGCAACGUCCAAAACAAGAACUCAUCCUACUUCGUUGAGUGGAUCCCUAACAACGUCCAAACCGCCCUUUGCUCCAUUCCUCCCCGUGGUCUCAAGAUGUCCUCCACCUUCGUUGGUAACUCGACAUCCAUCCAAGAACUUUUCAAGCGUGUCGGUGAUCAAUUCACUGCUAUGUUCAGAAGAAAGGCUUUCUUGCAUUGGUACACUGGUGAAGGUAUGGACGAGAUGGAGUUCACUGAGGCUGAGUCCAACAUGAACGAUUUGGUUUCCGAGUAUCAACAAUACCAGGAUGCCUCGAUCUCUGAGGGAGAGGAGGAGUACGAAGAGGAGGUCCCAAUUGAGGGCGAGGAAUAGAUAUCUGAUGUCAUUCCUACUUUGCUUCUUUGAGAAAACGACGGGCUGGUUACUAAUCUUGCAUUAGUAGCAACACGAUGUCGAAUCAUAUUUAUUGAUAGCAAGGUUGAUAAUUUCUGAAGUGUGGUUUGUUUUAGUCUUUUUGUUAAUUAGGAGCGAGUGGUAUUGAGGGCGUAGAGCGACUACACAUCGUCGAUACCCUAUGGAGUAGUUCAUCUUGAUGGAUUAAGAAGUCAAGACUAUUUUACAACUUGAUGCCUACUGCAAAUUUAUAUGGUGAUGUCAAAUGUGCUAAAUAUCCCACCUAAUACCGAAAGAGUCUACUGAGACCCCUGCUAAGAUAAGGUUUCACGCAUUUAUUAUUGCGAUGGACUGUCAGGGUAUCUUCUCUACAUUCAUUUUGAGUGGUUCCAUAUCGUCAAGAUCAUCACUUCCAUGCUCACACCUCAAUGCACACGAGAAGAGUCUUGAGACAAUUCAAGUCGAUUAGAAUCGCUCCA